AUGAACGAAGAUAUUGCGGUAAUGAAAGCACGACUGCGAGAUGCAAUUGCAGAUGCACAUAAAGUUGUCCGUGCUUUGGGUGGUGAAGCCAAUGGUCAAGAUUUAUUGCUCAGAAAUAAAAUUGAGACUGGACGAACUCUUUCGGCUGAUGUAACCCAGUUGGGUGAUGAAAGAUUAGCUAAAUUGGAGCAAGCGUUAGCAUUAUGUCUUGAAAUUGAUCAAUCAUUUGGUGAAUUGCAUUCCUGGUUAGAAAGUAUGGAAAGUGAGAUUGAAAAUUGUCCGCCCGUUACAACAGGACAUCAACGAGAUCAGUUAAUGCAACAACAAGUUCACAAUACUAAGCUACAACAUUCGAUCAUAUCACAUAAACCAUUAAUGGAUCGUUUUCACAAAAAUGUCAGUGCUUUAAGUGAAUUAUGUGGUGCAGACGAUGAAAUACAACUUCAAAAAAUAGCUGAAGGCUUGGAUGAGCGAUUCUUUGCUGCUCGAGAUGCUGUUCGUCAGCGAGCCGAGGCACUUGAAACUGCAAUUGAGCAAAGCAGUAAGUUCACAGACAGGUUGGAUGUUGUCCUGGCAAAUCUGGAUGGUGCUGCUAUGCAGAUUCGAAAUCCAGAACCAAUACUGGCUGAUCCAGAACGUAUCAAAUUGCAAAUUAUGGAUAAUCGCUCCUUAAUGGAACAGCUUAAACAUAAAGAUGGUAUAUUGAGAUCGGUGAAGGAGAAUGCCGAAGAGAUUUUGGUACAUGCAAAUUCAAAUGAUAGUGGAGCUGCAGAAAUCAGUAUUAAAAUAAAAGAACUUGAUGCAUUAUGGGAUGAACUAAUGAAAGGUGUUACGACAAGAGGAAAUAUCUUGGAAGACACGCUAGUUAAAGCAGAACGAUUUUGCUAUGAAUUGAAGUCUUAUCAGAAAGCAAUUAACGAAUUGCGUUUGCGCAUCGAAGGAAUACAACUUGCGUUUGGAGAGCCGACUGUUAUUGAGCAGCAGCGAAAUAUCCUUCUAGCAAUUAAAAAUGAAAUGCGAGAAAUCAAACCAGAAAUUAUGGAUAAAUUACGUAGCACUGGGCGCGACCUUUGUGAAGUAGUUGCUGAAGAAGAAAAAGCUCAUGUAGAACAGCAAAUGAAUGAAGUUGAAGGAGAUUGGAUUAGGGUAACUGGUAUGUACGAUCGGAAGGAAUCAGAUUUGAUUGAUGCUAUGGAAAAAGCAAGGCAAUUCCAUGAUUUAUUAACAGAACUAAUAAAUUGGGUAGGAGAAAGAGAAAGUGAAGUAUUCAAAUUAGAUCCUAGUACCGUCGCAUCAUCCAAUGAUAUUAGAAAUGAGCUUGCCGCUCUGGGUGAUUUACGCUCAUUAUUGGAUGAGAAAGCUUUGGAGAAGGAACAGUUGAAUCAGCUAUGUGCAAGCCUUUGCGUUGGUAGUACUGCACAACAAUCUGCAAACAUUAGAGCACCGAUCAAUGACCUGAAUAUUCGCUGGAAUAGACUAUAUGCAUUGUUAAACGAACGUCAACAAAAAAUGGAAAAAGCAUUGUUGGAAAUGGGACAAUUUUCGCAAGCAUAUGAACAGUUAAUGAUUUGGAUCGAAAAAACGCAACAUGUUUUGAAUGAAAUCAAUUCUCGACCAAACAGUAUUAGAGAAGCAGAAGUGGAAGUUUGCAAACAUAGAGUAAUACAGAAUGAAAUUCUGGUACAUGAAGCAAGCGUGGAUACUUUGAACAGUGCUGCUAAGCGUAUAAUUGCUGCUGAUCCAAGUGCUGCAAGCUCAACACAACCAAUGAUCGAUAAGUUAAAUUCAAACUGGCACAUCUUUCGGAAUUUAGCACUGCAAAAACAACACUUAGAAUUACAGUUGGAUGAUGCCCGGAAAGCUGCGGAAAAUCUGGACAGUGAAGUGGAUCGUUGGGCAAUGUGGCUUCAGGAUAAAGAUGCGGAUUUAUCUCAUAUGAAACCAACAGGUGGUUUACCGGAAACUGCACAAGCACAACUUGAUGAUUUCUUCGUUUUAAAGGCUGAAAUUGAACAGAAUCGACCUGCACUAGAAGCGCAUCUGGAAACAGCAACAAAGUAUCUAUCGGAUAGUGAUCGAGAUUCGUGGAUUGCGCAACGGGGUGCGCAGUUGACGAAAAAGUGGAUUCAGAUACAAGACAAGAUUGGUGAUAGAGAGCAGAAGUUGAGAAUGGCAUUGGUAGAGGCCGAACAGCUUCAUUCUUCCAUGACAUCAAUGAAUGAUUGGUUAAAUUCAGCAGAAAGCUAUUUAGGUUGUUUGGAACAUGUGUCAAGAAUACCUGAUAUUGUAGAAAAGCAGAUGAAUGAACAUACCAAAUUCCAAGCUGAGGUAUCACACUAUCGAGAAUUAAUGAGUGACUUGAACAGCAAAGGCACUAAAUUACAGUAUUAUUGUGAAAAAAAGGAUGCGAUACCAAUUAAGAAUUUGCUUGUUUCGGCUAAACAUCGUUUUGAUAAAAUUUCUUCGAGAUGUGCUGACCGAAUGAAGCAACUGGAUCUCGCAUUACAAGAAGCACGAGUUUACUUUGAAUCGUAUACCGAGAUAAUCGAUUGGAUAACUUCAAGGCUUAAAUGGAUUGAUGAUCAAUAUGCUCAGACAGCAUCCGGUGAUCGAUUACGAAUCGAUUUAGAAAAACAUCGGAAAUUCCAGCAUGAACUGACCGAACGACAAGGAGUUUAUGAAGGAACAUAUAAACGAGGCAAGGCACUCUCGGAGCAUGCACCACGGGAAGAGCAAGCAGGAAUCGAUCAGAUGAAUGAACUGUUGAAGGAGAGAUGGACCCAGCUAAUUAAUGCGACGUUGCAAAAACAGAGAGCAAUCGAGGAUGCAUUGUUGGCAUGUGGACAGUUUGAUGAGGCUUUAUCAUCACUCCGAGAAUGGCUCGCAAAAUCUUUGCCUGGUUUGCAGAAUAUGGAAGCUAUUCCUGUAUAUGGUGAUUUGGAAACUGUUAGCAAAUUACGCGAUAAGCAUAAAGAAUUAAAGGAACAAAUAGAUACUCAUCGAGAUACAUUAAACUCGGUGAAGGAACGUGCGCAACAGAUGUUGGAGAAAGAAACGGAUGAUUUGUUGGAUGGCCUGAAAGAGAAGGUAGAAAAGGUAAAUGAGGAUUGGGUUCUUCUAGAGGAAUUGGCAAAGAAAAGAGAGGAGCAGCUGGAAAUUUCUUACGACAUUGCCAAGAAUUUCAGUGAUGAAAUUCAUGAAUUUCUAGAUUUUUUGCCAAAGAUUGAAGCAAGAUUAAGAACUAAGAGUCAAACAGCUGAAGGUGAAAGUGAAAUUUUGGAACAAAUGGACGAAGUGGCACAGCUGAAUAAAGAAAUGGAUGAUAAAAAGCCAUUAAUGGAGUCCAUCAAGAAAACUGGGGAGGAUAUACAAUCCAAGUGUCAUCCCUCUGCAGAACAACCAAUGAAGUAUUGGUUGAAAGUGUUACAAAAUCGAUGGUAUGAAGUAACGAGUGCUGUCGACAAAAAGAGGGAUGAUUUGGAGAUGCAACUCAAUGAACUUCAUGCGAGAGAGAAAAUGACCACUGAUUUGUUGAAAUAUAUUGAAGAAAGAAGUGCUGAACUAAAGAUAUUAAAUGAGACAUCGUUGCCGCAGGAAAUGGAUGCUCUUGACAGACUUAUUGUGGAUCAUGAACAAUUCGAGAAAACUUUACGGGAAAAACAAGGACUAGUUGAUGAGGCAACAAGAAAUCGACGAAAGCUUGAUGUAGAGGAGAAAGUGAAAAAGAAAGGUGGCAAAGCACUUCAAAGGCAUGAACAUCGUGUACGACAUCCGAAAUCCGAGCAGCUCUCUAGCCGAUGGAAAAAAUUAUGGAUAGAUUCAAUGGAUUAUGGCCGCCAGUUACGUGAAAUGAAAGAUUAUUUGGAGGAGGUAAAAAGAUUGGAAUCGUUUUCGUUCGAGGAAUGGCGUGAACGGUAUUUGGAAUGGACUGAUUCUGGAAAAGCUCGAAUUUCUGAUCUGUUUAGAAGAAUAGAUAAAAGUGGAACUGGACGAGUGCCACGAGCUGCUUUUAUUGAUGGUAUCAUAGCUUCCAAAUUCCCUACCACUCGAUUAGAAAUGGAGAAAGUUGCGGAUGAGUUUGACAAAGGUGAUGGAAUGAUUGAUUCAAAAGAAUUUAUGGCGAAACUUCGUUCCGAGUUUUCAAAAAAAUUACCGAUGAAGCAAAAAACGGAUAGUGAAAAGAUCACAGAAGAGGUCGUAAGGCAGACGGAGAGAUGUAACUGCAUUAAUCGAUAUAAGAUUCAGAAAGUAGGCGAUGGACAUUAUCGUUUCGGCGAAACGCAAAUUAAACGUAUGGUCCGUAUUCUUCGAUCGACAGUUAUGGUCCGCGUUGGUGGUGGAUGGGUUGCUUUGGAGGAAUUUCUACAUAAACAUGAUCCUUGUCGUGCUAAAGGACGAACGAAUCUCGACCUGCAGCGCAAUUUCUAUGACGAUGUUCGACCCAAAGAUGCAUACGAUAUGAUGGAAACAUUCACUAAAUCGGCCAGAUCAACACCAAAUCGUGAUUCACCGAUUCGUGGUUUUCAGGAAUCAUUGUUGCAAUCUCGUUUUCAGGCAACUCCCGGUCCAAUUACAAAAAUCAGGGAAAAGACAGAACGUAGUAUGCCAAUGUACGUCAGUGGACGUUCACCAACCAUCUAUCGUAAUUCACCACUUGAUAUAUCGAAAUCAAGUAGAAAACCAAAUGAAUUGAAUGGACAAGAUUCAAAAAUCAGACGGCCAGGCGCUUCAGGAACUGUUUCACGCUCAGGAUCUCAUAGUGAUAUGUUAGAUUUGUCACGACCGGUAAGCCGAAGCUCAGAUGUUUCAGUAGAUGGAGAUCGACCAACACGAAUACCUUCGUUGCGUGGUCGAAAAGGUGUCAAUUAUCGAUCAUCACUUGCACGAGCAAGUGCUCAACCACGUAUAUAA
Messenger RNA from Acanthocheilonema viteae, 4911 nucleotides. The record is from the annotation of a GenBank genome assembly. NCBI's taxonomy places the organism in Eukaryota, Metazoa, Nematoda, Chromadorea, Rhabditida, Onchocercidae.